Molecule: messenger RNA, 954 nt
Organism: Homalodisca vitripennis (glassy-winged sharpshooter)
Lineage: Eukaryota; Metazoa; Arthropoda; Insecta; Hemiptera; Cicadellidae
Exons: 3
Coding region: 66-521 (151 amino acids)
Source: RefSeq, a predicted model, not a curated record
GUUACUCGUUUGUUACGGUGUUAAAGUGUUAUACAAUUUGUAUUCUUAUUCUUGUAUUUGUUAAAAUGAAAAGAAGCUAUCAAAGUGGGGCAAAGAAAAGGCAAGACAAGAAGAAAAGAGAAGAGGAUGCUUCAAAGUGUUCUUCCACCCUAUCUGCUUGGUUAUGUCCUACUACUAGUACUACUACAACUAAAAGUACUAAUGUCACAUCUACAUCUAGUACUGAAACUAGACCAAUAAUUGCCUCAGUCCCAGGAAAUGAGAUUGAAGAGGAAGUUACAGCUCAAGAUAACGCUGAAGAAAGUAUUGAUGAAGAAGUAACAUGCCUAGGGCUAGGGCAUCAACAAGAAAAUUGUGCCAAACCUCCAACAAGUCCUACGUCAAGCAGUGAACUGAUCGGCGUAAAUGAUCAAGUGGAAUGUAGCCGGACGAAUAAAAUUAAUGAAACUUGUUUAAACACCGGAGAACCCCAUUUUCCAGACCAGAUCAUCGAUCCAGAGGUGAAAAAAACGAAUUAUUGAAUUAGGACUAGGACCCUAUCAACCAGUUGGCCCAUUUCCAUAUGAUGGAAAACAAGGUAGGUCCUUUUCAGACAAUUAUUUUACCCUGAAGUCAAAGUCUGGGCUCAAACUGAAAAGAACUUGGUUGUGCUAUUCGUCCAAAUUGGAUUGUGUUUAUUGCCAACCUUGCUGGUUGUUUCCCCAGAAAGGACCUGUAGGAGGAUGGGAUUCAGGAUUAAGGGACUGGAAACAUUUGUCUGAUCGCAUAAAGACACAUGAGAAUUCACAGCACCAUGCUGAUUCCUGCUUGGUUUAUGAGCAAUGGCGACGUCAUGGCUCAAUAGACGAUGCACUAGAAAAAGGUUUGAAGGAGGAGCGGAAUUUUUGGAGGAAAGUUUUGAAGAGGGUCUUAGAUGUCUCCCUUAUGUUGGCAACAUGCAACCUUCCUUUUCGU